This is a messenger RNA of Myotis myotis, 882 nucleotides long. It is a transcript of the gene SPIC, whose product is annotated as Spi-C transcription factor. Gene Ontology annotation, biological process: cell differentiation; regulation of transcription by RNA polymerase II. The transcript has 6 exons. Bases 79 to 804 code for a protein of 241 amino acids. Gene Ontology annotation, molecular function: sequence-specific DNA binding; DNA-binding transcription factor activity, RNA polymerase II-specific. The record is from RefSeq and is a predicted model, not a curated record. Lineage: Eukaryota; Metazoa; Chordata; Mammalia; Chiroptera; Vespertilionidae. Gene Ontology annotation, cellular component: nucleus.
CUUAACGAUUCUGAUAUUCAUGAAACAUCAUUGUAAGGGGUUGAAGUGCCUUCCUGAAUUGCCAAGUUAAUAAGAAGUAUGGCUUGUGUUGAACAAGAUAGGCUGGGCCAAGCAUUUGAAGAUGCUUUUGACGUACUGAGGCAACAUUCAACUGGAGAUCUUCAGUACCUGCCAGAUUGCAAAGACUAUGUGAAUGUCCUCAACCACUGUUAUGUCACAGGAAGUCCCAGCUGCUAUGGUAUGCUGCCUCCAGAGCAACCUGUCUAUAACUGGAAAACAGUAAUAAAUCGUCCUGUGGAUCUCUGUCUUGAAGGGAAUAUUCAUCAAUCUCUGCAGAACAUCCCUGAAAACCAGAUGGUACAAUUUCCUGUUCUCCAGCAAAAGGGAGGAAAAGGCAGGAAGAAGCUCCGACUGUUCGAAUACCUUCAUGAAUCUCUGUGUAAUCCUGAGAUGGCAUCUUGUAUUCAGUGGCUAGAUAAGACCAAAGGCAUCUUUCAGUUUGUAUCAAAAAACAAAGAAAAACUUGCCCAACUUUGGGGCAAAAGAAAAGGCAACCGGAAGACCAUGACUUACCAGAAAAUGGCCAGAGCACUGAGGAAUUAUGGAAGAACUGGGGAAAUCAUCAAAAUCCGGAGAAAACUAACUUACCAAUUCAAUGAGGCCAUUCUCCAAAGACUCUCUCCAUCUUAUUUCUACUCACAGUAUGUUCAACCUGGUCAAGGAUAUCUAAGUUUAAAUAGCUGGAAUGCAAAUUGUAACUAUACAUAUGCCAAUUGCUGUGAGCGGAGUUACCAUACUUGCUAAAUAUAAUCUUACAUAUUACGAUUUCCUAAUAUCAGAAAUCCCCGAACCCACAAUACAAUGUAUAACUAAUAAAUUAUA